Staurois parvus is the source of this 363-nucleotide messenger RNA. Lineage: Eukaryota; Metazoa; Chordata; Amphibia; Anura; Ranidae. The record is from the annotation of a GenBank genome assembly.
GACAAAGAAAUUCAACCUAGUGGAAAGCACAAAUAUUCCUUCCACGAUAACAUAGCAUUCAUGGAGAUCAAUGAAUUAGAAGGAAAGGACAGUGGGACCUACAUAUGCAUUGCCACAAAUAAGGCAGGAAAGAAUCAAUGCAGUGGAUAUUUAACUGUGAAAGAACCUCCAUAUUUUAUUGAAAAGCCUCAGUCACAAGACACUCUACCAGGGUCUAGAGUUCAGUUUAAGACUGUCUUGAAUGGCACCACUCCAAUGGUAAUCAAAUGGUUUAAGGAUAGCAAGGAACUCCUUUCAGGAGCAAAUCGAUCAGUUUGGAAAGAUGAAUCUUCAAGUAUCCUUGAACUGUUAUCAGCUAAAGUU